Molecule: messenger RNA, 3524 nt
Organism: Daktulosphaira vitifoliae (grape phylloxera)
Lineage: Eukaryota; Metazoa; Arthropoda; Insecta; Hemiptera; Phylloxeridae
Exons: 1
Coding region: 1340-3436 (698 amino acids)
Molecular function (GO): nucleic acid binding; RNA-DNA hybrid ribonuclease activity
Source: RefSeq, a predicted model, not a curated record
UCUUGAAGUAGUUGCUACACUUGUUAAAUUCCAAAAACACUUAUGUAUAUGCAAUAUCUACAUUCCUGACAGCAAAAAAUUCACAAAACAAAAUCUCAUAGAUAUCAUAAGGCAACUCCCCAAACCAUUCUUACUUUUAGGCGAUUUUAACAGCCGAAACAUUUCAUGGGGAUGCUCCCACACUGACGACCGGGGAAAAGUGGUUGAAGAGUUGCUCGACGACGAGAACCUCUUUCUCCUUAACAAUAAUGAGCCUACCAGACACAACAUUGCCAACGGAACCUUCUCAGCAAUUGACCUUUCUAUCACAAACUUAAAUUCUGCAUCACUAUUUGAGUGGCAAGUACUAACAUCGUAUAACAGCAGCGACCACUGGCCAAUCGGAAUCCAAUUCUUUGACCAUUCUUCCCCCUCUCAAUCAAGCACCCAUUGGAACCUCCAGAACCCCAACUGGGAACUCUUCUCUGAAUUAAUAGAGCAUGACCUAAGCAACAAUCCAAUAGACUUCAAUUGUUGUGAUAAUCAGGUUGAAAUUGACUCAAUAGUUAAACUUUUCUCGGAUAUUAUCAUUGAAGCAGCCAAUAAAUCAAUCGGACUAAAAACCAUCCUUUCCUCUAGAAAAAAAAAUGUUCCUUGGUGGAAUAAAGAUUGUCAUGAGGCCAUACUAAACUACAAAAAGAAACUUAACCGCUACAAAAAAACCAAAUCAUGCCAAGACCAUAUACUCUUGAAAAAUGCAAGAGCCAAAUCUCGCUUCAUUACCAAGAAUAGCAAAACUCUUUCAUGGCAAGAAUUCACUUCCUCCAUAAAUCAAAAAACAUCAUCAAAAGUAAUAUGGAAAAAAAUCAACUCCGUAAAAGGAAACAAGUUCAAAACAAUCCCCGACAUAUUAUACUACAACCAAGAUAAAAUUGUCUCUACUCCCAAUGCCUCUGAAUCUUUUGCACAUUUCUUUCAAAAGAAUAACAGCGACGAAAACUACGACCUCGACUUCAUUUCACACAGAAACGCCAACAAUAAGGUCCCAGAAUUUAGUCAAACAAAUGCACACUACAACCUUUGCUUUGAUAUAUCUGAACUUUCCUCAACAUUACAAUCUUGCACCAGCAAGAGCCCUGGGCCCGACAAUAUACCGUACAUUUUCCUCAAAAACCUACCUGCAAUAGGAACUCAAACACUUCUUCAUAUAUACAACAUCAUAUGGACAAAAGGUCUCUUUCCUAAUCAAUGGAGAAACGCUAAUGUAAUACCCAUUCCUAAACCGGGCAAAACCAAAUUCGAAAUCGAAAAUUACAGACCAAUAUCGCUGAUUAGCACUUUAAGCAAACUUCUUGAAAAAAUGAUAAACAAACGCUUAAUUUGGGUCCUAGAAUCAGAAAACCACCUCGUCAAAGAACAAUGUGGCUUUAGACGUAACCACUCGACACUCGAUGCAUUAUCCAUAAUACACACAGAUAUCUGCUCCUCUUUUAGGAGCAACCAGCACCUUAUCACAAUAGCCCUUGACAUAAAAAAAGCAUAUGACACCGUAUGGAGAAAUAGAGUAAUAUCAAUUCUUCACAGUUGGGACCUCAAUGGAAACCUCCUAGAAUUCAUAAAAAAUUUUCUAGACAAUCGUAAGUUUUGUGUAAAAAUCAAUAACCACCUAUCUUCCUCUCAUGACAUCGUUAAUGGACUACCUCAAGGGUCUGCACUCAGCGUGACUCUUUUCUUAGUUGCCAUAAAUGACAUCUGUAAAAACCUCCCAAAGCCCGUGAAAUACAUUCUUUUCGCCGACGAUUGCAAUAUUUACUGCAGUGGGUCUCAAAUCGAAACAACCUCUCAUUUCCUUCAACUGUCACUGAACGCCCUCACCAAAUGGUCAACAGAAUCAGGUUUUUCGUUCUCUCCAUCUAAAACACAGUGUAUCAUCUUCAAUAAAAGGAAAAAAGACCCUCUACCUCUUAUCACUUUCAUGAAUACCCCUCUGACAUUUACCAGCAAUAUUCGAAUUCUGGGUCUCACGUUCGAUGACAAACUAAGCUGGCGCCCUCACUUGACAAAACUCAAAGCAGACUGUUUAUCUAAAAUGAAAAUUAUAAAAACAAUCGGUAACAAUACAUGGGGAUCUGAGACAAAAAGUCUUCUCAGGAUCUACAAGUCUCUUAUUCUCUCGGUACUCGAUUAUGGUGCUAUAAUCUACAGUUCUGCAAAAAGUAAUACUCUCGACACCAUUAAUCCUAUACACAACCAAGGUAUACGUCUGGCAACUGGUGCUUUCAGGACUAGCCCGGUAGAUAGUAUCUUGUGUAAUGCUGGUGAACUGCCUCUUGAACUUAGACGUCAUACUCAGAUACUAAAAUUCAUAUCAAGAAUCAAAAGUAUGCCCAAUCAUAUAGCCAGUAAGAUACUCCAUAAUCCUCUCCCCCACAACUCUUCCAACUACAGGAAUACAAUUUUUGAAUAUUUCAAAAUUACCAGUGAAAAUCUCGACCUCCAAACUCAAACAUUGAGCAAAGUACAACUCCCGUCGCCCCCUUGGCUCUGGUCUCCGGAUAUCAACACUCAACUUACCAACUACUGCAAACACUCUACUAACAGCACUAUCAUCCGCAAUCUUUUCUCGGAAAUAAUGUCCCAACAAUACUCCAGCAGUACACACAUAUACACUGAUGCAUCCAAAAACUCUAAUGGAGUGGGUUUUGCAACAAUCAUAGGUCAUGAAAAUCAUAAAUUCUCACUUCCUCCUAGCACCAAUAUAUACACAGCUGAAGCUUAUGCCAUCUUUGAAGCUCUGAAAAUCGCCUCCUCCUUAAAUUCAGAUUCUUUCACCAUCAUAAGCGACUCUUUGAGUGCUUUAAUAUCUAUCUCAAAUCCAUACCCCAAGAAUGAACUAGUACAACACAUCCAAAAACAGAUAUCUACCUCUAACAAAACUUUCUCUUUCAUGUGGGUCCCCUCUCACGUCGAAAUUUCUGGCAAUGAAAGAGCAGAUAAAUCUGCAAAUGAAGCCACACUUCCUCAAAAUGCCUUAGAAAUAAACCUAACUACAUCCUCAGAAUUGCUGGACAUCAUUAACACCAAAAUCUCUGACACAUGGCAAACUAAAUGGAACAGAGUCCCGCUAUCAAAUAAACUGAGAAACAUCAAGCCCUCCAUAAAAAAAUGGAUUUUUCCCUGUAACCUCAAAAGAAGGGACGAGGUCAUUAUAACCCGGGCUAGAAUAGGCCACACUCAUCUCACCCACUCAUUCCUCAUCACCAAGGAUCCUGCUCCACUAUGUGACGCAUGCAACGAGGACCUGUCGAUCGACCACAUUGUCACUAGAUGUCCAAAAUACGCUGCAGCUCGGAAAAUAUUCAAAGAUUCGUCUUCUCUCCAACUUGCUCUCAGCGAAGAAAACACAGAAGCUAUAUACAAAUUUUUUUAUCUUAUACAUUUAAACAAUAAGUUGUAAAUAUUCAUAACUUUACAUUGUAAUAACUCUCUGCAGGCUAAUAACCUAAGCUGUUGAAGCCUUAUCAUUAAUAAAAAAAAAAAAAAAA